Danio rerio (zebrafish) is the source of this 702-nucleotide messenger RNA. The record is from RefSeq and is a predicted model, not a curated record. Lineage: Eukaryota; Metazoa; Chordata; Actinopteri; Cypriniformes; Danionidae.
CAGUGAAAAGCUCCUGCUGAAGCAACUGAUCUCACUGUUAUAAAGAUGGCAUUUAUUAAAGAGGAGAGUGAAGACCUGAAGAUUGAAGAGACAUUCACAGUCAAACAGGAAGAUCUGCAGGAACAAACAGGUGAAUUGCUGGGAAUGGAGCACCUUUACAGCCAGACCGGCAAAACCCUGACUCCGGUGCUCCAGAACCCAGAGGAGGAAGACAGGCUGGUGGAGGAAGUUGAUGACGAGGAUCUACAAGAUGACGGGUUUGAGGAGGUGAUCAUGAAGGACAUCACAGUUCCAGUGCUGUUUGAGGAUGACCCCUGCCGUGAUCUCAGAAACAGCCCCUCAUCUUCGCCUCUGCCUCAGUCCCCAGCAUCACUGGCUGAGCCGUCCACAUCAGCUGGUGGAGAAGGACAGCUUCCUAGCCCAGCCCCCUCAGUGCCGUCACAGCCAUCCAAGUCUGGAGACAGUCUCUCUGUUGAGGCUCAGGGAGUAGUCAUUGGACCUGAUGGCAUUGCUGGGUGGGACAAGGUGCAGGAUCAGGCUGCUUAUUUGGUAGGUCUUCGUGAGGCUCCUUACCUCACUGACCUGCAGGUGACAGAGGCCAUUCAGCUGUGGACAGCUCUCCUGGAUGUUGAUAAACAGCGCAUCAACUACCAGCCUCGACAUUAGCCUCAGCUGACACAUGGGCGCUUUAAGGCACCGAAG